Molecule: messenger RNA, 3017 nt
Organism: Neopelma chrysocephalum (saffron-crested tyrant-manakin)
Lineage: Eukaryota; Metazoa; Chordata; Aves; Passeriformes; Pipridae
Gene: NPLOC4
Product: NPL4 homolog, ubiquitin recognition factor
Exons: 17
Coding region: 117-1946 (609 amino acids)
Biological process (GO): ubiquitin-dependent protein catabolic process
Cellular component (GO): nucleus
Molecular function (GO): ubiquitin protein ligase binding; ubiquitin binding
Source: RefSeq, a predicted model, not a curated record
CCGGGAGGAGCCGGGAAGGGCCGGGAAGGGCCGGGACGGGCCGGGACGGUCCGAGCGGGACGGGACGGGCCGUGCGUGAGCGGCUCGGCGAGCCCCCGGCGCCCGCGGGCAGCGCCAUGGCCGAGACGAUCAUCAUCCGCGUGCAGUCGCCGGAGGGAGUGAAGAGAAUCACGGCCACCAAGAGAGAGACGGUGGCAACGUUCCUCAAAAAGGUCGCCAAGGAAUUUGGCUUCAGGAAUAAUGGCUUUUCCGUGUACACCAACAGGAACAGGACAGGGGAGAUCACAGCAGCCCAGAACAAAUCCCUCAACCUGCUCAAAAUCAAGCACGGGGAUAUGCUGUUCCUGUACCCCCUGAGCCCAGCUGGCUCCUCCUCAGAGACCAUGGACACCUCUGUCUCCCAAAAUUCCCGGCCUGGGGGUGCCCCCCAGGUGGUGGAGGAUGAGAUCGACCAGUACCUGAUCAAGCAGGACGGGAAGAUUUACCGGAACCGAGACCAGCAGCUGUGUCGUCACGGCCCCCUGGGUAAAUGUGUUCACUGUGUCCCACUCGAGCCGUUCGAUGAGGAUUAUUUGAACCAUCUGGAGCCUCCUGUGAAGCACAUGUCAUUCCAUGCCUACAUCAGGAAGCUGACCGGAGGGGCAGACAAGGGGAAGUUUGUAGCCCUGGAGAACAUCAGCUGUAAGAUCAAGUCGGGGUGUGAGGGACACCCUCCCUGGCCAGAGGGGAUCUGCACCAAGUGCCAGCCCAGCGCCAUCACCCUCAACAGACAGAAAUACAGGCAUGUUGACAACAUCAUGUUUGAGAACCACACAAUUGCAGAUCGCUUCCUAGACUUCUGGAGGAAGACAGGGAACCAGCAUCUGGGCUAUCUGUACGGCCGGUACACGGAGCACAAAGACAUCCCCCUGGGCAUCCGGGCAGAGGUGGCGGCCAUCUAUGAACCCCCCCAGAUCGGGACACAGAACAGCCUGGAGAUCCUGGAGGAUCCCAAAGCCGAGGUCGUGGAUGAGAUCGCGGCAAAGCUCGGCCUGAGAAAGGUCGGCUGGAUAUUCACUGACCUGGUCUCUGAGGACACACGGAAAGGCACCGUUCGAUACAGCAGGAACAAGGACACGUAUUACCUGAGUGCAGAGGAGUGCAUCACAGCUGGCAACUUCCAGAACCAGCAGCCCAACAUCUGUCGCCUCUCCCCAGAUGGGCACUUUGGAUCCAAGUUUGUCACGGUUGUGGCUACAGGUGGUCCUGACAACCAGGUGCACUUCGAGGGGUACCAGGUGUCGAACCAGUGCAUGGCCCUGGUGCGGGACGAGUGCCUCCUGCCCUGCCGGGACGCACCGGAGCUGGGCUAUGCCAAGGAGUCCAGCAGCGAGCAGUACGUGCCUGAUGUGUUCUACAAGGACAUAGACAAGUUUGGGAACGAGAUCACCCAGCUGGCUCGCCCGCUGCCGGUCGAGUACCUCAUCAUAGACAUUACUACAACUUUCCCCAAGGAUCCAGUCUACACUUUUUCUAUUUCUCAAAAUCCAUUCCCCAUCGAGAACCGCGAUGUGCUGGGAGAAACUCAGGACUUCCACAGCUUGGCCACGUACCUGUCCCAAAACACAUCCUCCAUUUUCCUAGACAUCAUUUCUGAUUUCCAUCUGCUCCUCUUCCUGGUCACAAAUGAGGUCAUGCCUCUGCGGGACAGCAUCAGCUUGUUGCUGGAAGCCGUGAGGACCAAAAAUGAGGAGCUUGCACAGACCUGGAAAAAAUCCGAGCAGUGGGCGACCAUCGAGCAGCUCUGCAGCACGGUGGGUGUCCCGCUCUCGGGAAUGCAGGAAUACGGCGCCAUGGGGGGCUCGUCGCACGCCGUGGCCGCAGCCAUGUGGCCCUGCCAGCACUGCACCUUCAUGAACCAGCCGGGCACGGACCACUGCGAGAUGUGCAGCCUGCCCCGUUCCUAGCCCCGCUCCCGCCCCGAGCCUCCCCGGAGCAGCCGGCGCGGCGCUUGUCCCUCCCCUUCCUCCCUUCAGCUUCCAGCUCCGGCUGCGGAGCCGGGCACGGGGUGGCUCCAGCCCCCCAGUUACUCCUCGCUCCCUUUCGGGGGCCAUCCCGGAGCCGCUUGGUGCUCCCAGCCCGGAGAACUGACGCUUCCCCUCAGCCUGUGCCCAGGGCUGGCCCCCCACCAUCCCCACUGCUGCCAGCCUGCCAGGGGGACCCAGGGGGGCUCAGGGGGUGACUGUGCCCACUUCCCUCCUGAGGAGAUGGGGAGGCUUUGGCAUCUCCCUGCCUGCAGCUUUGCUCCAGUUCCCUGCCCGUGGGGGCGCCUGGAUCCCCAAGAGCUCCAGCACCGACUGGCCCCGCGGGGUGGGCGGGUGGCUUUGAUGUUCCUGGAGCAGGACGGGACACCGGGCACAGGGUGGGCACCUGCCAGCUCUCAGCUUGGCACCCUGUGGGGACUGCAGGAGGGGUGUCCCCUCCGGGUGCUGUGUCACCCCACAGAGCCUGAGUGGGCUCCUGGGGAAGGGGUGACAGGACAGCCACGUAACCUGGGCACCCACCUCACCUCCAGCGUGUCCCGGGAGCUGGUGCCUUCCUUCCCCCAUGUCCUCAUCCCUCCGGAGCGUGUCCUGGCUGGAGCUGGGACUCGGGGCUCUUGCCCCCACCCUCCCUUUAGCCCCUGGCUGGAGCUGCCCCGGGCAGAGGUGGAUGAUGGAGGUGCCUGUCCUGGAGCCCCCCUGUCCUGUCUCUGCGGCUCUGGUUCAAUCCCAGGGGCACUGGGAUUGUGUCCCAUCGUGGGAGGGGGACUGGAGGCCCCAUCCUGCUCCAGGACAGGGUGUCCUGGUGUCCAGCAGGGCAGGGACCCUCUGGCUCCCCCGCCCCUCACUGGGGCUCUCCGAAGGCUUCAUCCCAAGGCCCGGCUCUGGGCUGCGGUUGCUUUUCCCUGGGUGUGCUGGGGUUUGGGGGUGCAGUGCUGGGGGGCGCCCGGGCACGGGGGCUGCGAGUAACGUGGAAUAAAAGCACCUCAAACCAGA